Messenger RNA from Macadamia integrifolia, 1514 nucleotides. Its product is annotated as transcription factor bHLH68-like. The record is from RefSeq and is a predicted model, not a curated record. The transcript is spliced from 9 exons. Gene Ontology annotation, cellular component: nucleus. Gene Ontology annotation, biological process: regulation of transcription by RNA polymerase II. Gene Ontology annotation, molecular function: DNA-binding transcription factor activity, RNA polymerase II-specific; RNA polymerase II cis-regulatory region sequence-specific DNA binding; protein dimerization activity. The coding region runs from base 202 to 1218 and encodes 338 amino acids. Lineage: Eukaryota; Viridiplantae; Streptophyta; Magnoliopsida; Proteales; Proteaceae.
CUUUAGCCCCAUAUGACAUAUGAGAAUUCUUCAAACAGGACUUCAGGGACUUGGCUUCUUCAACCUCAUUCAGAGAAGGAAAUCCAAACCCCUCAGAACUUUCUACCUAGGCUUGUUUGAGAGCUCAAAGCAAGAAAAGGGAGAAAAUCAAAGAGAGAGAGAGAGAGAGAGAGAGAGAGAGAGAGAGGAGGAUUUUGAGGCAUGAAUCGAAGUGUCUUGCAGAGCUCAGUAGUGCAACAAUUGAUGGCCGGAAACCCUAACUGGUGGAACAAUAUUAAUAACAUGCGCCCACCAGCUCAACAACCCUCUCAUCCUCUCUUGCCUUCUUCCUCCUUCUUCCCACAGUACGCACCACCAUUUUCCUCACUGCCUCUAACCUCUUGCCAUGAUAACCAAGAGCUUCCAGAGUCGUGGAGCCAACUACUUCUGGGUGGAUUGGUUGGAGAAGAAGAUAGGGCUGAUCUGAAUCAAUUACAGUCUAAAAGGUUGGAUAAUUGGGAGGACCAAGUAUUGUUUCUGUCACCAAGUAAUGCUCCUGCCGUUGAUGUGAAGCAAGAGGCUUCCGAAAGUGAUUAUGUAUACAGUCACAGGAAUGACGAAUUGCAGGCAAGGGGACAGAAUAACAGCACUCCCAGAUCUUGUAUUACCAGUUUCAGCGGUAACAUGUUGGAUUUUUCUAACAAGAAGGGAAAUGAAAGGCAUCACCAACCAGAUCAUUCAUCUGAGUGUAACAGCACAGCCACUGGUGGGGCAUUUAAGAAGGCUAGGGUUCAGCCCUCUUCAAGCCAAUCUACCUUCAAGGUGAGGAAGGAGAAACUAGGUGACAGAAUAACAGCACUCCACCAGCUAGUUUCCCCAUUUGGAAAGACUGACACAGCUUCUGUCUUGUUAGAAGCCAUUGGAUACAUCAGAUUCCUUCAGGGUCAAAUUGAGGCUCUCAGCUCCCCUUACUUGGAUAGUAGAUCAGGAAACAUGAGGAAACAACUCUCUGUUCAAGGAGAAAGGAAUUGUAUAUUUCCUGAAGACCCUGGUCAGUUGCUGAAUGAUCCCUGCAUGAAAGGAAGUGGAGCUCCUGAACAGAAUGGUGAAAAUGAAGCCAAGAAGGACUUGAGGAGUAGAGGGUUGUGCCUUGUUCCUGUGUCAUGCACACUACAUGUGGGGAGCGACAAUGGGGCUGAUUAUUGGGCUCCGACGUUCGGUGGCAGUGGAUUCCGAUAGGUAGUGUGGAGCAAUCCUUCAGGGUUCAUGAUAAAAUGAUAUAACAUCACGAGCAGUCAAUCUGCUAAAAAUAUAAGGCUGAUUGCUCAUGAUGCUAUGCAUUUUAGAUGGAAAAUUAAUAGGUGCACUACUGAUAGCUAUCACUUGGGGUCUCAAGAAUCCCUACAUUUAAGAAAUUAAGAUAGCAAGCUAGAGGUUUGUUUGUUUUCUUCCUUAAUGGUACAGUGCCUUUCUGUAUAUGUAAUUCUAGUAGUAUGGAUAACUAUCUUAAAUCCCAUUCUUUUCACUGUUUUGAA